Messenger RNA from Camelina sativa (false flax), 565 nucleotides. Its product is annotated as heat stress transcription factor A-4a. The record is from RefSeq and is a predicted model, not a curated record. Gene Ontology annotation, cellular component: nucleus. Gene Ontology annotation, molecular function: DNA-binding transcription factor activity; RNA polymerase II cis-regulatory region sequence-specific DNA binding. Gene Ontology annotation, biological process: cellular response to heat; regulation of transcription by RNA polymerase II. Lineage: Eukaryota; Viridiplantae; Streptophyta; Magnoliopsida; Brassicales; Brassicaceae.
UGAUGAGAGUUUUUUUUAGGGUUGAUGAGAUUAUUCUGAAUUUUGGGGGUUUGUUAGAUAUAAUAGAUCUAGGGAUUCUUCGUGUUGAGAACGAGGAGGAGGGGAUGGCUGAGAAAUACCCAAAUGGAGUGAUGGGUUCGUUCUACGUCGACAUAUACGAACUUGUGGAAGAUCCUUCAUCGGACCCAAUCAUCUCGUGGAACAAAGGCAACAACGGUUUCGUCAUGUGUAGUCAGGAGGAGCGAAUCCGCAGUAAGAUUCUUAUGCCAUUCUAUUGCGGCAAACUCUGCGAGUUUCUCUCCGAACUCAGCUAUUACGGGUUUAGAAGAGUUAAGAAGAAGGCUGGGUCUGGGAAAUUGGAAUUCAGGAAUGAAGAUUUUGUGAGAGGCCAGCCUAAGCGUCUCAAGGACAUGAUGCUCAAAGCUUCUAGGAAGCGCAAGGCCAAAUUCAGAGCUCAGCAAGCUACCAAAGAUGCUGUGGAUCGCCUCCAACUUCAAAGUUUACAUGUUUGAUAUCUGAAUCAUCAAUUCAUCAUCAUCCUACUUGCUCCUGCUCCUUUUUUUUU